AUGGCGGUGAGCUUGGCGCCGGGGCUGUCCCGGAAGCUGAAGAAGGUGCUGGAGACGCGGACGGACAGCGAGGAGCUGGUGGCCUCGCUCGCCACCCUCUCCACCUUCUACACCGACAACACCCCGCAGGCCCGCCGCAACCUCAAAUCCUCCAUCGACCACCGCGCCCUCGCCAUCAACCACCACUUCCUCCAAGCCUCCCUCCCCGCACAGCAGGCGCUGGAUCGAGUGGAGGAGGAGGUGAACGCGCUGGCCCAAUGCUGCGACCGGAUUGGAAGAGCAUUGAGCAGUUGCAGUGCGAGCACAGGGGAUAUCAUCAACACCACGGAGAGGUUAAAGCAGGAACUUGAGAUAACUACUCAACGGCAAGAAAUUGUGUCAUUGUUUCUUCGUGAUUACCAGCUUUCUAAUGAAGAGAUAAAUGCACUAAGGGAGGAAGAUCUGAAUGAGAAUUUCUUCAAGGCACUUUCGCAUGUUCAAGAAAUUCAUGCCAACUGUAAGAUACUGCUAAGAACACAUCACCAGCGUGCUGGCUUGGAGCUGAUGGAUAUGAUGUCUGUAUAUCAAGAAGGAGCCUAUGAGAGAUUGUGCAGGUGGGUCCAGGCAGAGUGUAAAAAAUUGGGUGAUAGUGAUAAUCCUGAAGUUAGUGAUCUUUUGAAGACGGCUGUUCGUAGCUUAAAAGAAAGGCCUGUUCUUUUUAAGUAUUGUGCAGAAGAGGUUGCAAACAUGCGACAUCAUGCAUUGUUUAGACGGUUUAUAAGUGCUCUGACACGGGGAGGACCUGGAGGGCUUCCAAGACCUAUUGAAGUGCAUGCUCAUGACCCUUUACGUUAUGUAGGUGAUAUGUUGGGAUGGUUACACCAGGCUCUGGCAUCUGAGAGAGAACUUGUACUGGCAUUGCUUGAACCGGAUGCGGUGACUGAUACAGGACCUACUGCUCGCCGCUUUUCCAAAAAUGCUGAAAGUGAUUCCACAAAAACAGAGCACGAUAUUACCUUUAUUCUGGAUAGAAUAUUUGAGGGGGCAUGUCGACCAUUCAAAGUCAGAGUUGAGCAAGUUUUGCAGUCUCAACCUAGCCUUAUAGUUUUCUAUAGACUGAGUAACACACUGGAGUUCUACAGUUAUACUAUUGCAGACUUGCUGGGGAUUGAAACAGCUCUCUGCAAUACAAUUUGGUUACUCAAGGAUGCUGCUCAGCAAACUUUCUUUAGUGUCCUGAGAACACGGGGAGAAAAACUUCUGAGGUAUCCUCCCCUGGUUGCAGUUGACUUAGCCCCACCUCCAGCAGUCAGAGAAGGAGUUUCUUUAUUGCUUGAGCUUAUUGAUACCUUCAAUAGCAUGAUGGUUCCUGCUUCUGGGAAAAAGCCUGACUUUAAUUCUGUGAUUACUGCUUUACUUGAUCCUAUAGUUCAGAUGUGUGAGCAAGCAGCAGAGGCUCACAAGUCUAAAGGAGCUUCAAGGAGAAGUAGAACAAGUUCUGAUUUAGGCCCAAGCAACAGAGACUCUAUAUCAGUUGAUGCGAUUCUAGCCAAGAACAAUUCUACAAGAACUCAGAGUGCUGAGAGUUCGUCCAAGAUUUACCUCAUCAACUGCUUGUCAGCUAUUCAGCAACCAUUGGUUGGACAAGAAAUUGCUGCAAACUACAUGAAUAAGCUCUGCUCAAUGAUUGAGAUGCAUCUCAGCAUGCUUGUGGAGAAAGAAGUGGAUGCCAUCCUGAGGAGAUGUGGGCUGUUGAACAAGAUGUCUUUUAUUGAUGGUCAGAGCGAAGAGGUCAAGGCCUUAGCAGAGGUAGAGGAAAUGUCUGUGCCGGUGCUCUCUGAAUGCUUAAGAGCAUUCUUUGGACUUGUCACUGGAAAUGAAGGUUCACUUCCAGAGUUUGAGCAGCUGCAAGUUCCUAAAUUGCGUUCUGAUGCAUGCAUCCGUGUGGCAAGGGCACUUGCAGGAGCUUAUGAGCGCCUUUACAAAGCAGUCACUGACCCAAAGAAUUGUUACCCUGAUCCUAGGUCCUUGGUUAGGCAUUCACCUGAUCAGAUAAGAACAAUAUUGGAAAUCUGAGGCUAUGUGCCGUAUGCAUAGUUGUAUUUAUAUACUGCCUAUUCUUCAACUAUGCUGUCAAGCAUUCAUUCUGUAAGCUUUAUAAUGAAUGCAGCUGCCGAUAGAUCAUGCAUCCAUAAAUUUUCUUAGGAUAUUUUUCUGAAAAAAAAAAAGAGUUUUGCCAAGAUGAUAUGUCCACCAGUUCUUGUUGACCUUGCAGUUGAAGUUUUAUACGACAUUAUUGUUGUUUGCUGAUC
Messenger RNA from Phoenix dactylifera (date palm), 2291 nucleotides. RefSeq names its product oligomeric golgi complex subunit. Gene Ontology annotation, biological process: intra-Golgi vesicle-mediated transport. Lineage: Eukaryota; Viridiplantae; Streptophyta; Magnoliopsida; Arecales; Arecaceae. Gene Ontology annotation, cellular component: COG complex. The record is from RefSeq and is a predicted model, not a curated record.